Neomonachus schauinslandi (Hawaiian monk seal) is the source of this 1070-nucleotide messenger RNA. It is a transcript of the gene KCTD7, whose product is annotated as potassium channel tetramerization domain containing 7. Bases 1 to 867 code for a protein of 288 amino acids. The record is from RefSeq and is a predicted model, not a curated record. Gene Ontology annotation, biological process: protein homooligomerization. Gene Ontology annotation, molecular function: protein binding. The transcript has 5 exons. Lineage: Eukaryota; Metazoa; Chordata; Mammalia; Carnivora; Phocidae.
AUGGUGGUAGUCACGGGGCGGGAGCCAGACAGCCGUCGUCCAGACGGUGCCAUGUCCAGCUCCGACGCUGAAGACGACUUUCUGGAGCCGGCCACCCCGACGGCCACGCAGGCGGGGCACGCGCUGCCCCUGCUGCCCCAGGAGUUUCCUGAGGUUGUCCCCCUCAACAUUGGAGGGGCUCACUUCACCACACGCCUGUCUACCCUGCGGCGCUAUGAAGACACCAUGCUGGCGGCCAUGUUCAGCGGGCGGCAUUACAUCCCCACAGACGCCGAGGGCCGGUACUUCAUUGACCGGGAUGGCACCCACUUUGGAGAUGUGCUGAAUUUCCUGCGCUCAGGGGACCUGCCACCCCGGGAGCGUGUACGGGCUGUGUAUAAAGAGGCCCAGUACUAUGCUAUCGGGCCCCUCCUGGAGCAGCUAGAGAACAUGCAGCCUCUGAAGGGGGAGAAAGUGCGCCAGGCAUUUCUGGGACUCAUGCCCUAUUACAAAGACCAUUUGGAGCGGAUUGUGGAGAUUGCCCGGCUGCGUGCGGUACAGCGGAAGGCCCGCUUUGCCAAGCUCAAGGUCUGUGUCUUCAAGGAGGAGAUGCCCAUCACCCCCUACGAGUGUCCUCUUCUCAACUCCCUGCGCUUCGAGCGGAGCGAGAGCGAUGGGCAGCUCUUUGAGCACCAUUGCGAAGUGGAUGUGUCUUUUGGGCCCUGGGAGGCUGUGGCUGAUGUUUAUGACCUACUGCACUGCCUGGUCACGGACCUCUCAGCCCAGGGCCUCAUCGUGGACCACCAGUGCAUCGGGGUGUGUGACAAGCACCUCAUCAACCACUACUACUGCAAACGCCCCAUCUAUGAAUUCAAGAUCACAUGGUGAUGAAUAUCUUCUUCUAAAGUCUAAAUACAAGGAGAAACUGACAGUGUUAUUACAAAAGUCAUAGAUCCGGGUUAUCUACUAGAUCCGAUGGCCAAGCUUUUACCUCUCCCUCCAGAAUGCCUGCCUCCCCCCAUAUACACACAAGAACAGUAAGUUCAGACUUAGGAAGAGGGCAGUCCCAUUCCCGACGGCUAAGGACUUCU